AUGCCCGGACUUCUUAGCUUGGAUCCAGGAGGCGACCUUGAGGUGCUUUUUGAACGCCAAUCUGGUGGGAGACGAAGCCGUGGGAGUAGUGUCUCAUCCACCUGCACUGUCGGACGAGAAGAGCCAGUCCAAACUAUAUUCCUUGAUCUCUCCUCGGACGACGAGGUCAUCGACCUCACCAUCGAUGACAGCGAAACGACUACAGCUCAAAUCAAAUAUGGAGAGCAUGCGCUUACUUCCUACAGAGGACCUUCGGGGAUUAUCAAGCCUGGGGAUUUUGUCGAAGUUCAACUAGUGAAAAUCGGCAAAUACCAGGUGAACUUUAUCCUCAUCAGCGCAAUCGUACGGACAAUAAUGGGAGAGCACAAGAUACGGGGCAUACCUUACAUUCGGAACCGAUACUUAUGCAACAUGCUUCCCAAAAAACGCAACGAAGUGUGCCAAAUCUUGCACUUUGACAAAGAUGAUGUGACCAGAGCACCGACCUUGGUCGACGCCAAUAUCCGUUUCGUGAGAAAACCGCACACCCUCAUAAUCACCAAUGCUGUUUGGCCUCAACACUCGGUAGCCAGCCCUUGUGUAGGCCUGGUUCAUGGUCAAGCAGGAGAAGGCCGUGUCGCUGAGGAAACGGAUCCAUUAGUUUGCCGUUGGAAGUUCGAAAUACGCUCACUCAGGCAAGCUGCGAUGUUCAAACCCUUGGAGGAAUGCCUUGUCCGCGUACAUGAAAGCGAGGUCUCCGAGGCGAAAUAUCGAGUCGCAGAAGCUGAAAUAAGUAACAUCUGGCGAGGGCGAUCAUAUCCUGGUGGUUCCUGGCCUUUAGAGGCUGAAGAGCGGCCAACAACAGACACCAAAACAAACGGCCACCGUCCAACACCUCGAAGUGCUUCCCAGAAAUACACCUUGUUUGAUUCGUUCGCCGGUGCUGGUGGUGUGUCUCGUGGCGCUAAAAUGGCUGGGCUCAAAGUCACGCACGCCAUUGAUAAAGCUGCUGAGGUUUGGCCAACAUAUAGGACAAACUUUCCCGAUACUCGUUUAUUUCAAGGCUCCGUGGAUGAAUAUGUCAGAGCUGAGAAAAGGUGUCCACGGGCGGACUUUUUACACCUAUCGCCACCCUGCCAAUUCUUCUCCCCAGCUCACACUCGCGAAUCCGUCCACGACGACACAAACAUUUUUGCUUUGUUCUCUUGUGGUUCACUCAUUGACAAAGUACGACCAAGAAUUGUGACUGUUGAACAAACCUUCGGCAUCACCCAUGAUCGCCACCGGAUGUAUCUCUGCACCCUGAUUAACGAUUUCACCCAAUAUGGCUAUUCGGUGCGUUGGAAGAUAGUCAAGCUCUGUACCUGGGGCUCAGCACAGGACCGAAAACGCCUCAUCAUGAUAGCUGCAGCGCCAGGAGAGAGGUUGCCUCCUUACCCAGACGCUUUAUACUCCGAGAAUGGCGCUGGUGGACUUAAACCCUUUGUAACGAUUCGAGAAGCUCUGCAAGGCAUUCGGCAAAGUGAUCCACUUCACGACACUUCUACAGUUAAACAUUUUGAACCACCCAGACCUUCCUACAACCCAGAUCGCUUAGCUGGUACUCUGACGACAAGUGGGUCGGACUCUUGCUACCCUGACGGCACCCGAGAUUUCACCCUUCGGGAAUUCGCGUGCCUUCAAGGAUUCCCUUGGUAUCAUCGGUUUCGAGGAACAAGAACAUCUAUCAAGCGCCAAAUAGGGAACGCCUUUCCUCCUAACACGGUCAUGGUGCUGUAUCAACAUCUGGAAAGUUGGCUUUUAAAGCAGGAUGGGAUGACCCGACACCAGCCAUCUUUGAACAAUAUCAUUUGCUUAACUGACCGCGCCCACGAUGCCAUUGAGAUAAUAGAUGCCCCUGUUGGCUAUCCACCUCGCCAACAGAAAUCUAUUCGGCAACAGAAUCAAUCCUAUCGGAUGUAUGGAUCAGGAAUGCACGAGCCACUUGAGAUAGAGGACCAUACAACCGCUGAGACUUACGCUCCAGCGCAGUGUGGCAGUAUGGCGAUUGAUUUAACCUGGUAA
Molecule: messenger RNA, 2043 nt
Organism: Clonostachys rhizophaga
Lineage: Eukaryota; Fungi; Ascomycota; Sordariomycetes; Hypocreales; Bionectriaceae
Source: the annotation of a GenBank genome assembly